Molecule: messenger RNA, 11798 nt
Organism: Porites lobata
Lineage: Eukaryota; Metazoa; Cnidaria; Anthozoa; Scleractinia; Poritidae
Source: the annotation of a GenBank genome assembly
UUCGAUGUAUCGGAUGAAGUCUUCAUCACAAAUAUCGUAACUUGUAUCCUCAAUUGCGUAUUUUCUCUGUUAACAUGUAUGGCAAACUUUCUUAUUGUAUUCAGUGUGAUCGGAAAAACCCACGAACUUCAUUCGCCGUCUUUCGUCCUUUUGGGUUGCCUGGCGAGCUCGGAUCUUGUCGUCGGCCUGAUUUGUCAACCAAUCCUCGUUACUCAUAAAAUAGCCGAACUUAAUAAAAACUUUCCUGCUUACUGUACGUCGGCUAUGCUAAAUUUCAUCUCAGGGUGGGUUACCGCUGUGGUUUCGUUACUUACUUUAGGGGCAGUGUCGAUUGAUCGAGUUCUUUGCCUUAUUCUUCAUUUACGCUACAACACCCUCGUAACUGUUUCUCGUGUAUUCAAGACCGUCGCUAUAAUGUGGAUCUUUUCCAUUGCAUUUGCUAUGGUGAGGUUUUGGAUGAGCAAUGAUUCUUGGUAUUUCAUCGCAAUGACGGUCUUACUCAUGCCAUUUCUAGUCAUAAGCGUGAGCACCUUGAAAAUAUUUCAGAUUGUACGAAGUCACCAACGACAGAUCAACGUCCAAACUGAGGCUAUCAGGCAUCUUCAAUCCAACACAGUGAAUGUACUCAAGUGUAGAAAAUCAGCUGUGACAGUACUUUAUAUUUAUGGCUUGCUCUUGAUUUUCUUCCUGCCCUUCUUUGUAGUGGUGAUUAUUGAAGUAUAUCACGUUGGUUAUACAAGGACAAUAAGAAUUGCGUAUAGCUAUGUUGGGACUGCUGUUUUCAUUAACUCUUUCUUAAAUCCACUUGUUUAUUGCUGGAGAAAUAGAGAGUUACGACAAGCUGCGAAGCGUGCCCUGAUAAGAGACUAAGAGACGGGGAAUUUGAGCCCCGGGAUUUGAGCCAAUCAGAAACUUGGUACACCAACAUGGCCGCCGUCACAUUGUUUUAAAACAUCAAUAUGGCCGCCGUGACGACUUGUAAAAAUGCUCAAAACAAAUGAAAUAUGUGCAAAGACUGAUGUUAAAGCAUAAAAACAAACUGUAUGUGUUGUGGUACAAUUUUAUCCAUGGUUUAAUUUUAUUAUACUUUGUUUUGGGGUAUGAUAAUGUAUGAUGAUGAGUUUGAAACAAAGGGAAAUAAAAUUUAAACCAAGGACAAAAUUGAAAUAAAAAUAAUAUAUCAGCAAGUCCACAGCAACAAACCAUCGAGUGGUGCCGGAUCUGCCAGUUGUAGACCUGGAUCAGUACAAUAAUAAUUGGUAGAAAAUCAUAAAACGUCAGACUGAUCUUUACGGCAAGGCUAUGAAGAAGUAAACAAAAGAAUAAAACAAAAAAUACACAUUCAAACCGAUUGAACCAACAAAUAAAAUUCAAACAAUUAAACAAAUAUAAACAAAGAGAAUACAAAGAAAAGUUUAUUGUAAUUGUCCUUCUUUUAAAAAAACUUUCCAACCAGACUAUCUCCAUAAUGGUAUCAUUUUACUGCAGGUUGUGGCUUUGAAAGCACGUGACAAGGCGGCCAUGUAGAUGGUCGGUCGUCACUUGCUUCCAUCCGCCAAACUGACAUUUUCCUCUCAGUGGCUCUCACAAGACAUUUCACUUUUCUUACAUGAAAUUUCUCUGUCUCUUGAAAUUUCUCUUCAUGAAAGUCUAAGUCUCUUCAAUUUUUAAGGAAAAAAAAUUCAGGAUGGCACGAGUAGGAUUCCAUCUUGGAGCAUCGGCUCUGCAGGGCAUCACUUCAACCCCUACACCACCGAGGAUUUGCUGACAAUGAAUGGUUUGAUUUGAAUAUAUAUAGCAACAACCCUAACCCUAACACUAAACCUUACUUUGUGUACGAAUCAUUAAUCUGUCAAGUGGAGUUUAGUUCCCAGAGGAGAGAGAGAUGCAGAUUAUGUUCUUGGUUUUUGUUGACCACCAACGUGGCUGCCGUGACGUCACAUGCAAAUCAGCAAUACCAGAAUGCUUUAGGGUUUUAUUUUUUAUUGGACCCGUCUGAUGUUUUUUAAUCUUUAUUGUGAUAACUAAAUUUAAUUAGUUUGAAAAAAGGAAAAACUGACAGAAAUUCUGGAAAAUAACAAUAACCUAGUGUUGACACAAUUUGUAUACAAAUAUUCUUCCCAUUGCUUUCCGGAUAUUUUUUUUCUUGCUUGUUAAUAUUACAUAUUUAGUGAAUAAAUAACAAUAAAAUAACUACCGUCACUCAGAGGGGUUCUUAAAUUAAUACAAAGAUGAAAAACCUUUUUGUUUUUGGAUUCUAAAGCUGACACAAUCGGGCUUUCGAUACAUGAGAAAAGUUGAGUUAAAUACAGCCGACACAUUUUUAAAACAAUAUUUAUUUAAGGUCUGCUGGUGACAGUUAAUGUUACUCUUAAAGUGACUUUUCCAUCUUAAAUCUCUUUACGUGUAGAUGAGCUCAUAUAAUCUAGACGAAAAAAGGUAAAGAAAAAAAAUGAUCUAAAUUUUGAAAACAGUAGCCAUAUAUUGUUGCGACAGGGGUAUCGGUGAUUUAAAAGAAUUAUAAAUUAUUUAAAAAAAUUGAAAAGCUACUUGAAUCUAUUAUUUCUGUCAGAAGUCUGACUUAAUUUAAAAAACAACAUUGGUAUCAAUUACGCUGUCUUUGAACUCGCGUGACAAUUUUCUGCCUAUUGGACAACAGUAAAAGGAUAACUUGUUUGACCUUCUUAAAAACUAUCAUGUAUUAUUUUCAUCGCCUCAGUCUAAUAGCAUUCCAAGCCUACUUGUUCAGUCCGCAUGAUUUACUGACCUCGAAAGGAAAAAAUACAUGUAAGCUUGUCGUUUUUCUUUUUCUUAGUAAGCUCUUCUGUCGAUUUUCAUCGACAGCUUCUGUUGCUAUUGUUUGGGAGCCUUUUCAGUUGAAUCAUCUCCGGUAGCCUUCAAAAAGUGUCAAUCGUCCAAAGAGAUUUGAAACGUGUUCACUCUGGUACGAACUGGAGCAUCUUGCCUCCCCGAAAGGACUCGCUAUGAACACAACUGGAAAAACCUGUUUCUUCUUUGAAGGAAGGCACGUUAAUUUCGACAAAUCACAGGAAGUUUUCAUCGCAAAUAUUGUAACUUGUAUCCUUAAUUUUCUACUUUCUCUAAUGACAUUUGGGGGAAAUUUUCUCAUCGUAUUUGCUAUUGGAAAAACCAAAGAUCUUCAUUCGCCAUCUUUUGUCCUUUUGGGUUGCCUGGCAGUCUCAGAUCUUCUUGUUGGUCUGAUAUGCCAACCAUUAUUUGUGGCACAUAAAAUAGCCGAAUUCAAGGAGAGCUUUGAUGCGUUUUGUACGUUGAAAAUGCUUCAGUCGCUAUCAAGUUGGAUAACAGCUGGCGUUUCUUUUUUCAACCUAGCAGCAAUCUCCAUUGAUCGACUCCUCGCUUUAACUCUUCACUUACGAUACAACGCAAUUGUCACCGUUCCACGCAUACUGCAAACCAGUUUUGUUAUCUGGAUCUUGAUGAUUGCACUGAAUGCUCUAAGGAUUUGGAUGCGCAAUAAAUGGUACAGCAUUCCCAUCGUCAUGGGUUGCCUAACAUUUCUUGUUACAACAACCAGUAUCUUCAGAAUAUUUCAAAUUGUUCGACGACAUCAACGCCAGAUAAACGACCAAGCAGUAGCUGUCAGUCAUCCUCGAGCCAACACAGUGAACAAGCGUAGAAAGUCAGCUGUGACAGUACUUUAUAUUUACGGCUUGUUCAUAAUAUUCUACCUUCCUUUCAUGGUUCCAUUAGUCAUGGAGGUAAUAAUCGGAUUUACAAGAACAGUAAGGAUUACAUAUGACUACGCUGUAACUGCUAUUUUCAUCAAUUCUUGCUUGAAUCCGCUUGUGUACUGUUGGAGAAUCAGUGAGAUAAGGCGAGCUGUGAAAAACAUCUUGAAGAAAGAGUAAAAAAUACUAUGAAAUAAGCACCUCGUGAACAGAUUCUUUCUGGUCAAUUACCUUGUUCAAAAUUUAUCUCAGCCCUUUUUUCAUGAUAAGUUUGAGGUCAGUGGUCCUUACGAAUCAAUUUGUUGUUAUCCCUGAGCGAACGCAGACGUAGACUCUUUUUUUUAUAUAAGAAUUUUGUUUUCCCGGCCGAGGCUGAAUAUUCUUAUUUUUGUGCCGAUUUUAGGCUGAAAAUAUUCUUGUAUUAUUCUUAAAUUAUAGCUUAUGACAUUUCCGUUUUAGAAUGUAUUGGGGUAUGAAGUAUAGUUAGUGCAGGUUUUUGCGCCUUGUUGGCAAGUUUUGCCGUUCAGAGGAUGGAAUAAGUUGAAAACAUAAUUGUGUGGUUUUUACAGUUUUUGAACACACAAAAUUACAUCCUUUUCAAAACCUCAGCCUGGGGUUUAUUCUUAAAAUAUUCCUAAAAUUUCGCAAAUUUCAGCCUCGAUAUUCUUAUAAAAUAUAUUCUUAUAGAAAAAAAAGAGUGUAUUUCGGUGCGUCGAUCCCCUGGGGGAGAGACUCCUCAUAGAAAAUGGGUGGGGAUGCUCGUCGUCUCGCCUAGGGGUAUAAAUUUCGGAUUUUGGUCUCACUUGGGGUGUUCUGGGCAAAACGCCAUCAUAUUUAGCCGUGAAGGUCUCGUUUAGGGUUGCACGCGAAAAAAAAACAUAAAACUAUAUAUUUGAUAUGUAUAUUUUUAAUGCGUUUUAUUUACUCCAUUCAUAUAUAAUCCAAGUUUUCUCAUUUGUCUGUCUUUUAACAUGGUCUCUUUUAGGGGUCAAAAAAAGCUUGGGCCACGCCCAGAUCGGUCUCCUUUAGGGGUUUAAUUCAAAAUUUCCGACGAGCAUUCCCACCCCUUUCAUAUGCGGAGUUCCCCCCGAGUCGAUCCUCUUCGCGGUAAUCGGAAAUACGUCUGCGUUGCCAGGUUAGAGUUUGAGGCUAGUCGUUUACUGUUGAUCAUAUUCGGAUUAAUUUAAACCAUUGUUUUCGACAAUUCUAACAAAACAGUAACAGCAGUAGCAGCAAUUUGAUGUCUGAGCCCGCAGUUAGCUUCCUUACAACUAACCGAGGUGGGACAAUAAAUAAUAAUAAAAAUAAUAUUUAUUGCUUGUUUGGCGCAAAUCAAAAUAUUAAUAUGUUUGAUUAAAUGCGCCUUACAUUUAUAUCUUACCUACAUACAUACUAUAAAAUGUACAAGCAGAAUUAUAUAACAUAGUCCUAAAUUAAGUAAAAGUCUAAAAAAAACUGAUAAGAGACAUAAAAAUGACAUUUUAAAAUGAAAAUUCUUAUAAAAUAUAAAUUAAAAUUAAGAACUAAAUCUAACACUAAAAAACACGAGUAAUCAUGCUAAAAGAGGCUCUAGGUGUCACAAGCAAAUGCUUUCUUGAACAAGUACGUCUUAAUUGCUUCUUUGAAAAGAUCAGAACCUCUAAUUGCUCUUACUGGUGAAAUAAAAGAAAGAACAUUAACACACAUAAAAAAAAUUUCAAAUAAAAAUAGGAAAUGAUCUCUAAAAGCAUUGCACAACAGGUAUGUUUUACGAAGACCCUGGCUACUUCUCGGCAACGUCGUUCCAGGGGCUCUCUAAGCUCUCUUUUGCUUCCCUUACAACAAGUUUGGCCUCUUGGCCGACUUGAUUUUCACUGAGGUAGCUUGCCAUCCUAACUACCGGUAGUUUAAGCAGUUUUCCUCAAAUGAAGAUCAUGAUUACCGAAUCAACCCACAAAACAAGCCCACAGUAGUCAGUACAAGAUGACGUUAAUUGUCGUACGAGAAAAACGAUAUUUUCUUACAUGGCAGUUUAAAUUUAUGUUUCCUGCAUUGCUCUGCUACGUGAGGUUCUCAGCUGCCUUUAAGAAACGACCUAACCAUUUAGUAAUAUUACCUACUUUAAUAUCAGGGGAAAAGAUCAGAUUACGAUUUUAGCUUGAAGUUAAGUUAGCAGGUGAUACCACGCGUAACUCAGGACAGCCAAUCGUUGUGGUUUCUAUGAACAAAAAGCAAAUGUUUGGUUAAAAUAUAUUAUACCAAAGUAAAUAACACUUUUACUCUGUCAGGAUCCGAUUUGGUUACAAAUUAAAUAAUGUAUACAUUUGCUGCAAAAUUGUUUUCAUAGGUUAAAUCGAAUUUUCCUGUUUUGUUGAACAGUGCAAGGCUUCGAGCUGAUUUUUCCACCCUCUUUGUAAGUUUACUUAACAAUACACUUCACUCAUCAUGAACAAAACAGAAAAAACCUGUUUCUUUUUUGAAGACAUCUACCUUAACUUCGAUGAGGCGGAGGGAGUCUUCGUCACAAACAUUGUAACGUGCGUUCUCAAUAGCAUUUUUUCUCCAGUAACAUGCUUGGGGAACUUUCUCAUUGUGUUUGCGAUUGCCAAAACCCAAGAUCUUCAUUCGCCGUCUUUCAUUCUCCUGGGCUGCCUCGCAACUUCAGAUCUUCUUGUAGGUCUGCUAUGUCAACCAAUUUUCGUGGCAUGUAAAAUUACAGAGGUUACAAAGAAUUUUAAGAUGUACUGUACAUUGAAAAUGCUCCUGAAUACCUUGGCUUGGAUAGCGAUUGGGUCCUCUUGCCUUACGCUGGCCGCAGUAUUCGUCGAUCGAGUUCUCUGCCUUACUCUUCAUUUAAAAUACAACGCGACUGUAACUGUUUCUCGCAUUUUUAAAAUGACGUCCGUUCUGUGGAUCUUUUUUAUAAUAUUUGUUUUGGUGAAGUUUUGGGUGAGCAGUGCCUGGAAUUUCAUUGCCAUAGCCGUUUCCGUCCUUAUAUUUCUUGUAAUAGCCAUCAGCACCUUGAAAAUAUUUCAAAUUGCCCGAAGGCACGAACGACAAAUUACUGUUCAAGCUUUAGCUCUCAGCCAUCUUCAAACCAACACAUUGAAUGCAUUUAAGUGCAAAAAAUCAACUGCGACAAUACUUUAUAUUUUCGGGUUGUUGCUACUAUUCUGUCUUCCUUACUUUAUAGUGUCGAUCAUAGACAUUUUCUUUGAAUACACCACAAAAGUAAAUAUUUCUUAUAGUUAUGCUCUGACAGCUGUUUUUAUGAACUCGUUAAUAAAUCCGUUUGUGUACUGCUGGAGACUUAAGGAGAUACGUCAAGCAGUGAAGAAUAUCCUGAGAAAAGAAAGACACUGAAGAUCAGACAAACACUAGACAUGAAAAAGGAGGCAACGUAGCCUAGCGGUUAGAGCCGCUGAACUUGCAAUUCGGAGGCCGCCCUGACCGUGAACCUGACCGCUAGCUGGACUUUUUUUCUCGGUCGUCCCGAGUUAAAAUCCUCGCCACCACGCUUGUAAAAUAGCCAACUGCUUUCUGUAUCGCCGAGGUUAAAUGACUGUAGUUUAUUUAUAUAUUUAUUUAUUUAUUUGUUUAUUUAUUUAUUAUUUUUAAUUUCUUAAUUUUCGAAAUGUACGGAAUUGCAUCUCUGGCAAUAUAUCCAAUUGGCGUCAAUCAUCUUGCUUUUAAAGUUUGUCAAAAAAUAGGCUCUUUUUAGCCUUUCAACCCAUGCCUUAACUUGCCUGAGAACCUCGGAAAUGCUUAGGUCUUACCCAUGGUAGUCUAUAUUUCGCUGGAAGUCACCGAGGGAGUAAUAAGAGUUGCCGAGAUUGUAAAGGAAAUCUUUUUCAUUUGUUUUUAGCCUCACUUUCAAAAAGAGGCUUGGGGCAUGGACCUCUUUACGACUAUUACGUUACGUUUUCCCAAUGAAGGUCUCAGGGAAAUUUGCCUCUUUGAUUUGAAAGAAACAGUUCUCAAGAUUAUUAUCACAUGGCCUACAUUGGGAAAAAGAUAUCUCGAAAAAGUUCUUUAUCGCAAGUAUUUCAACUUGUGACCUCAAUGUUUUUGUUUGUCAACUUUGACCAAACGGAAGAAUGUAUUAUAACAAGUAAUCAUUAUCGUUAUCGAUAUUAUUGUUAUUGUUAGUGUUUGGAAAACUUGUUAAUGUAGACAAACUUCAAACUAAUUUUACGCGCUGUUUGAGAUCGCGUAGUACCGAUACGUAACCAAUACCAUCUCACGGCCAUAACUAAACAUCUGUUAUUAAUCUGCCUGUCUGCGAUAUAAAGACAUUUUCGAAAAUAAUGAUGAAAUUUCCCGGUCUUCAACAGGCAAAUCUACAGUAUUAUUUUUAUACAUUUUAUUGAUUAAUUAUUUCUUAUAGCUAGUCAGUUUUUAGCUUUUUAUCACUGUAAUGCGCAAUUGAAAAUGUUUACAUUGAUAAUUGCGCAAUAGAAAUUGAUAAAUAAUUAUUAAUUAUUAUUAUCAUUAUAAUGAACAGCAGCUGUAUCAAAUGUUACGUUACCUCCUGUAUUGUACCGAUAAGGUUCACUAUUCGACAAGCUUUAUCACUGUUUUAUGUCUAUUCUGUUCUAAAGUUAUUACUCAGUGCCUUACACCAUAGUUAUUAGAGGAGCAUGGUUAUGAAAAGCGGCAAACAUCAAUGAUAAAAACAAUAGCGCUGCAGUUUAUGUUGGAAGCUCCCUGAAAGUGCACAAUCCUUUGUUUUCUGUUGGCAAAUUGUUACGGAAUAAAUUAUUGCAACGUUUUUAUUGGUCAAUACAAUCAAAACGAUAGGAAUGCGUUUGAACGUUGUGCACUUUUAGUUUCACAAACACAUUUAACAAAGGAAUCUGAAUGGUUUCAUAACCAUUCCACUCAAUUAACUAUGCUUAAACCAAAAACAAAAUGCUCAUGUAGGAAGCCCUAAUACUGAUAAAAUUUUUGGUGAUUUAUUGCUAGCAUAGCAUAAAAACUUGAAAAGUUGGCCCAUGUUUUUCAAGUUUUAAUCUAUGUCCAUCUUUGCCAUCCGUUUCAACAGACGACAGCAAACUGUUUCAAUGCAUAAAUAUACUCUUAAAUAACAAAACUGGGCCAUUAUUUUGGGAAUUCAAUUGAUGCAAAGAAAGCUUUAGCUUUUCGAUAAGAUUAACCGUGUAGAGAGGACCAUGGAUAUACCAUGUUUCAACCACGGUUUUUCCAUGGUUGAACAGUUUUCCAGCCAUGGUCUACUAUGCUUUGGCGGUGAUCUAACCAUGGUUUGACCAUGGUCAACCAUGAACGUUAUAUGAAGAACCAGAAAUCAAUUAAAAAUUUUCCUCUGUUCUUAUCUACUUGAAAGAACAAACAAUGCAUUUCUCUCUGUUUUCCCCACAAUAGUUUUUCGUAUACUCGACAGUUAAAACUCGUAACUCAGUCCCAGAGAAUAUAUCAUUUGUUGCAGAUAAAACAAGGAACACCUCAAUGCCAGCUUUUCGCUAACCCUGUUGGAGCAGUGUCGGAUCAAGGGGAUGGGCCCCAAGGACCCGCCCCCUUAUUUUUAGACCAAACUGAGGCCGAAAGUAUGGAUCCGCCUCUGUGGAGUAAACCGCGUUACAUAGCUACUUUUUUUUAAAGCCGGGUAAAAGACACGCUAGGGCAGUCCAACUCUCGUAUAAGGUCUCCGCGCACGAAAUUUUCCGUUAAUUUAUAAAACCUGACAUAUUUUCGUUCUUCACCAAAUUUGGUCAAUAGAUAUUGAGCACUGUGCCAAUCAAAUGGAAAAGAACGAUGAUGUUAUCUGUUAAACGAUUACGUCAUAAGCUUACAAUCAGAUUUCGAAUGACAUCUUCCUAAUAUAUAUUUUUCCACAAACUCACCUCUUUAAAGUAACAAAACCGUUUUUCCCCUUGUUUUUUUUUUACAUAGUAAACUGUAGAAAGGAAACAUUGCCGAGGUUUAAGGUAUAUGUUCACAGUUUUACUUCCCUCGCAUAACAUCAAGGGAGAAAAUAGGCAGGCACUGGUUAUAAGGGGAAGUAUUGGGCACUAGUUACAAAUUCAUGCAUUUCAAAACAGCAUAAUGUAAAGGAAGCAUUAGCUCGUUAUAAUUGUGAACAGUUGUUUUAUUGGAAAAAAGUGUAAAUUUUGCCAAUUUCUGGUCCCAACUCAUCUAGUAAUAAUGGGAGAACGAGCCAAGCAUAAUCUUGUUUUUAUGCUGGCUUGCAGCAUAAAAAGAGCUGUCUCACGAAAUUUAUGAAACUCAAACUGCGAAAACAGCCACCAAAUUGAGCGAAACAUAAAAGUAACCGCUCAAAACGUUACGAAAAGAUAAAAAAAGAUAUAAAUAUCACAACAAAUACACUAAAAAAGAGAAGAUGUUGAAGAAGAUUAUAAGGGAUGGCAAUUGUGGUUUUUGCAAACCGGUUAGCCUAACAAUUUUUUUAAAGUUCAGAAUUAUUUGUUGAGAGACAUAUUUGUUUGACACGAAGCUGUAAUUUGGUCAUUCAUAAGUAAUUUCUCCAGUUCCAAGGCGAACAAGGACACGUAAUUGGCAUUAUUAACAUCAAGAUGAGCUGGGUAGCCGUGACACAACUCCUUUCGCUCUCUGCAAAUCGUCAUUCAAAAAAGAAGAAGAAGAAAAAAAACUCAAAAAGUCGGUCUUCCUAAGUCUACUGUGAAACUGCCACCGAUCUUUCUUUCUUAACGUCUAAUGGUACAAUAAUUAUACUCAGAACAGCAGCUGUUGAACUUAUAACUUCCUGUUAUGAUUUUCUACCUUGAUAAAGAUGACUGAGAACAGAUUAAACUUGGAAUCACAUCACGAAUGUCAACGUUUGGAUGGAUGUUUUCCACUCAAUAUUAAUUUGGCCUUCAAAAACCUGAAAUAAUAUGGUGUCCAUCUUAUUGGAAUGCUUAACACUGUAAAACUGCAUUGUCAUUGAACUGUAAUAUUGAAACAUUGGUUAUGGUAAAGGUAUUCGCGUGUAGUCUCAUCUUCUGAAUUAAAAACAAAUGCCCUUUUCACAGGCAUAAAUUAAAAUCUGAUGAUCGCUGGAAAGUUUCCGAAGCUACACUAAGUGCUCGCCCAGCAUUUAUAUGCCUUAAGUGUAGUGCCAAACAUUUACAUCGUUGCAGUAAUAAUAUUGUUCCUAGAAGUAUUCGUCAUUUUAAGUAUGUUAACGUGUGAUCAACAUUGUUGCGGUUCAUGGCAACCAAUCGUAAUUGUCAGUGUGAGCGUAAAGAAGUAGUCCAUUAUUUGUUAUGACGUAAGUAUAAAACUGGCAAUUAGUUUUGUCACGAACGUGCCUUAAAAAAGUGCGAUGUUGUAUAUUAGGGAAAUUUUGAAGUGUACUUGAUUAGUACUAACCUGAGCUUGAGUUGGUAUAUGAGCAUCAGAUGACAAGAAAAACAUUGAAAAAAAUUAUCAGUGCAAUCCGAACGCUGACUCCAUGAAAAGCGACUAGAUAAAGAAAGACUGGUUUCAGUUCAUGUGGCUCUGAGAACGGCUUUCUGACGGCACACUUUGUUCGCCAUGUCGAACAAUACAGAAAAAGACUGUUUCUUCUUUGAAGAUCAGCUUCACUUUGAUAGCACGGAAGAAGUCUUCAUUACAAAUAUUGUAACUUGUAUCCUCAACACUUUUUUUUCUUUGCUAACAUGCAUAGGAAACUUCAUUGUUGUAUUUGUGAUUGGAAAAACCCGAGAUCUUCAUUCGCCAUCGUUCAUCCUUUUGGGUUGUCUUGCGGUCUCAGACCUUCUGGUUGGCCUUAUAUGUCAACCGUUAUUUGUGGCACAUAAAAUAGCUGAACUUAAGGAGAAUUUCGCAGUGUUCUGUAAAUUGAAAGUGCUUCAGUCUCUAUCAGCUUGGAUAACAGGUGGCGUUUCUUUGUUUAUCUUAGCUGCAGUGUUAAUUGACCGACUUCUGGCACUAACUCUUCAUCUGCGAUACAACACGAUUGUCACCGUUCCUCGCGUAUUUCAAACAACUAUUGCUUUGUGGAUCUUUGCUACAGUGAUCGUUUUACCGAGGUUUUGGAUGGCAAGCAAAUGGCAUUUUAUCCCGAUAGCAUUAGGCGUUCUUAUAUUCUUUGUCAUCGUGAUAAGUGUCUGGAAAAUAUUCCGAAUU